AUGUAGCUGUGACCAAUGCAUUCAAAGAUUAAAUCAGCAGUAUCAACAUCUCUUGAACUAAGAACUCGUGAAAUUUAAAAAAAAAUGUUCUCAUUAAAGUGUGUCCUUCUUUUGGCAUCGUGUGUGAUACUCGUCGCAUCAUCACCUGUGCAAUUCGAAGAAGAUGUUGGACAUAUAAAUUCGUUUCCAGAAGGAUAUGAAGUGGUGCAUUUGUCGCGACAUGCACGUUCCCCUCAACAUGGAAGUGUAGACAUCGGCUACAGCAGAGAUCAACGCGGACGUGAAGCCUCUGUUCAAUAUAACCAUAACUUGUACACCAGUCGCGAUGGUCGUGGUUCCAUCGAUGCCUAUGCCCAGGGUAGCCGCAAUUUUGAUCACAAUCGAAAUAACUUCGGCGGUGGUAUUCAAGGAAAGUGGAGAUUUUAAAUAAAUUUAUUGAAAAUUCUUAUUAAGCUAAGACAAAAUAAGCAGAUUUGGAAAAAACAAAAUAUUUUUGAGAAUAUAAAUAAAUAUGUAAAUUUCUAUACGAAUCAAAUCUCAAUGUAAUUUGGAAUAAAAUCUCUAUGAAUAGAGAUGGGUUUCCACCCGAUAAAUACCGAAUAAA
Molecule: messenger RNA, 604 nt
Organism: Stomoxys calcitrans (stable fly)
Lineage: Eukaryota; Metazoa; Arthropoda; Insecta; Diptera; Muscidae
Gene: edin
Exons: 1
Coding region: 85-426 (113 amino acids)
Source: RefSeq, a predicted model, not a curated record